AUGCAUACGGAUAAGACUAUCAUGGAACCACUCUUAGAUAGGAACGAUCCUGACAGUUAGAAUAGAUCAAUCAACUAUUCUCCUGAUUCAAGAAGACAAACAAUACAAAACUAGAACAGCCCUCAAUCAUCUGAGGAAAGAAAAUAUAUUCAUCAUAAUUCAAUGACAAUAGAAGACCCGACUAUCAGAUAGGUCUAGGUAUUUCCAAAUCUAGAAGAGUAUACACCAGAAUAUCUUCGACAUCACUAAAGAUACAGAGAUAACUCAGUUAAAACUUCAAAGUACACCUUCUUUACUUUUUUGCCUAAGAAUCUUUUGGAGUAAUUCUCAAAACUUGCAAACGUCUACUUUUUACUCAUCGCUUUCAUGCAAAUGAUUCCUAUAAUUUCCAUCUCUGGAGGCAAACCAGUCAUGUUGAUGCCACUAGCAUUCGUCAUCAUUGUAUCUAUGAUCAAAGAUAUCUUUGAAGACUAUAAGAGACACAAAUCAGAUAAAGCUGAGAAUUUCAAGCAAGUUGAAGUUUUUGAUCAAGUAACUAAAACUUUCAAAUUACAGCAUUGGAAAUCACUUAAGGUGGGAAUGGUAGUUAAAGUCAAACAAGAUUAGUUCUUCCCAGCUGAUCUUGUUCUCCUAAAGAGUUCAGAAUCUAAAGGUGUCUGUUAUGUUGAGACAAAAAACCUUGAUGGUGAGACCAACCUAAAGCACAAGAUUGCUGAUAAAGCUCUGAAUAAAAAGUUCGAAGAUUCUAAUGCUGUCUAGACUUUUAGAUGCGGCCUGGUCUGUGAGGAGGCUAAUGACUUGAUAUAUAAAUUUGAAGGCACAAUAUUCUUUGGAGCUGACAAGAGAAAAUCACUAAGCAGUGAGAAUAUUGUCCUUAGAGGAAGUAGUUUGAAAAAUACUGAGUUUGUGAUCGGCUUCAUUGUUUAUGCUGGUCAUUAAACUAAAAUUAUGAUGAACUCUACUGGAGCCAAGUUCAAGAUGUCUAGAAUUGAGAGAGAAACAAAUAAGCAAAUCCUUAUCGUUUUUAUAGUCUAAGUGAUUUGCUGCUUUAUCGGUGCGAUCAUUGGAACUAUCUAUUAGCUAGAUCUUGUUGAAGACCAGUAUCUGGGUCUGUAAUUAGAUGCAAGCACAUGGCCUAUUCUGGUUUAAAUCAUUAAGCAAACUGGUACCUGGAUUCUCAUUUUCACCAACUUUGUACCGAUCUCUCUUCUAGUUACUCUAGAAGUAGUCAAAUUCCUUCAAGCCAUUUUCAUCUCCUGGGAUGCCAAUAUGAUUGAUGACGAAUAGAUGUAGCAAGCUGGAGUGCAAGCUUCUAAUUUGAAUGAAGAGCUCGGCUAGAUUGAAUACCUCUUCUCAGAUAAAACUGGCACAUUAACUCAAAAUAUCAUGGAAUUUAAAAAAUUCUCCGCUGGUAACUUCUCCUAUGGAAUGUCUAAUCCAACUAACCCUGAGGCUAAAUCCAUUGAAAAUGUGAAUUUCCAAGAUGAAACUUUCUGGGAUCACUACAAUAACAAAACAUCAGUAAACUACGAAGACAUUGAAAAGGUUGUCCUCCAUCUAGCUCUCUGUCACACUAUCAUUCUUGAUGAAAGGACAGGUAAAUACAACGCUUCAUCACCAGAUGAACUGGCCUUAGUAAAUGCUGCUAAGUUCUUUGGAGCAGUCUUUAAAAAGAGAGAUGAGGAAAAUUACAUGAUUGUUGACUUCAGAGGCCAAAUUCUAAAGUACAAGCUACUUAACAUCUUGGAAUUCAACAGCACUAGAAAAAGAAUGAGUGUUAUCGUUUAAGAUUCUAAUGGGAGAAUUCUCUUACUUUGUAAAGGUGCUGAUUCUAUUAUUCUACCUAGACUUAACCCUGCUACUAGUCCUACCUUGAGCACUACUCAAGGAUUUGUUGAUCAAUAUGCUGAGGAGGGGCUUAGAACUUUAUUGCUUGCUUAGAAAUAUCUAAACGAAAACGAAUACAAUCAAUGGAACCAACUCUUUGAAGGUGCAAUGGCAUCAGUUAGUGAUAGAGAUCAGAAACUAGCUGAAAUUAAUGAACAAAUUGAGAAACAAAUGGACUUGAUUGGUUCAACUGCUAUUGAAGAUAAACUUUAAGAUGGAGUUAAUGAAACAAUCAGAUUUAUGAGAGAUGCUGGUAUUAAGGUUUGGGUUUUAACCGGAGAUAAAGUUGAAACUGCAAUUAAUAUUGGCUACUCAUCAGGACUACUUGAUAAUAAUAUGGACUAAUAUUAAAUAACUGAGACUAAUGUUAGAGACUUGAAUGUGGUAAUCAGCAACUCAAUUGGAUAAGCCAAAGCAAUCUCCUCGCUCAUUUACAAGAAAGCUUUGAUAGUAGCUGGUGAUUCAUUAAAUAUAAUAUUCAAGGAGGACCCACUAAAGAAAAUAUUCCUCGAAUUAUCUGAUUUGGUAGAUGUUGUUCUAGCUUGCAGAGUUUCACCUAAGUAAAAGGCAGAUAUUGUGGCUGUUAUCAGAGAAAGAUUCCCUCUAAAAACUACUCUAUCUAUCGGAGACGGUGCAAAUGACGUCAAUAUGAUCACCACUGCUCAUGUAGGUGUUGGUAUUUCAGGUCUAGAGGGUUAGCAAGCUGCUAGAAGUGCAGAUUUUGUUAUAUCACAAUUCAGAUUCCUAAAGCCACUAUUAUUCGUUCAUGGACGUGAGGCUUAUAGAAGAAAUGCUUUCUUAGUCUGUUACAAUUUCUACAAGAAUGCUUUAUUCGUUCUUCCACAAUACUGGUUUGGAUUUUUCUCUGCUUUCUCAGGUUAAACAUUAUAUGAGGCAUUCAUCUAUCAACUAUACAAUAUCAUGUUCAGUUCAGUUCCUAUCGUCUGGUAUGCCAUCUUUGACUUCCAACAUACUAAGGAAUACUUCUUAACUACCCCUAAGUCCUACGAUAUCGGACUUAAGAAUAAAUGCUUCGGAACUAGAGUUUUCUGGCUAUGGUUUGCUAACGGAGCAUUCUCAGCAGCUGUUGUUCUAUUUGUUGGUCUAUAUGCAAUGGAAGUAAGUUUAGAUGAAGAAGGAAAGACUAAUGGUCUUUAUAUUUCAGGAUCAGUUGUAUAUGCUGGAGUGGUUAUUAUUGCUAAUAUGAAGAUUUUGAAUUCUUUGAACAUUUUCGGCUUCUGGUGUGAACUUCUUGUUUUCCUCAGCAUACUUGUAUACUUCCUUGUUUUGCUUAUUGAAAGUCAAAUCAUUUCAUUCCCAGAAAUCUUUGGACUUUUUGGACCAAUAAUGGGUCAGCCAGUAACAUACUUCUCUUUACUAUUUAUGUUAUUCCUUACCUCAACAGUGGACAAGAUCACUACCUACGUUACCUAUUAAAUAAUCAAUUACAAAGACAAUAAGGAAGAACUUAAAAUGUUGAAAGAGAAGAGUUUCUAUGAAAAGAUUCCAGUCCCAACUAGGUCAUCCACCAUGAGAAGAAAUGGCUAUGCCUUCGCUCAAGAAGAUCACGCCACUCCUCAACUAAUGGAAAAACUUCAAUCUGGACUUAGGAAAAAAUUGCUCUAAGCAAAAACAGAUCAAUAGAUACAGGAUGAAUGA
Stylonychia lemnae is the source of this 3546-nucleotide messenger RNA. NCBI's taxonomy places the organism in Eukaryota, Ciliophora, Spirotrichea, Sporadotrichida, Oxytrichidae. The record is from the annotation of a GenBank genome assembly.